AUGGCGGCAGGCGUCCUGAAGCGCCUGAAGAGCAGGAAAGCGGAGGGCCGCGUGGAGGCGUUGGAGGAGCACUGGAACCUCGCGCGGGACUACCUGGACCGCGCGGUGCACUACGACGAGCGGGAGGACCACGCGCGGGCCAUACCGCACUACAAAGACGCAGUCGAAGUGUGCGACCUCGGCCUCAAGAUCGACGUACCGACCUCUGGACCGAGCACCGAACAGAACACGCAGCGCCGCAGGGAGCUGCACGAGUGGAUGUCUCUCGCCGCCAAGCGACUUGCUGCGCUGCGAGGGCCGCGCGCCGCCGCCGCCGCCGCCGCCGCGCAAGCCGCUCCGGUCCGCAAGGACCGUCCGCGGCAGGCUGUGGGCCGCACCACGCCGUCGAGCCUCAAAAAACCCGCCGCAGCGCCGCUGCCGCGGCCACGCGCGCGGCCGGCGGGGGCGGCCGAGGGCGGCUCAGGGAACCCGCUGAUGGACCGCAUCCUGUCCGAGGUGGUCCAGAGCGACCCCGGCGCGCGCUGGCAGGACAUCGCGGGCCUGACGUCAGCCAAGGAGGCGCUGAAAGAGUCGGUCAUACUCCCCUGUCUCAGACCCGACCUGUUCAGCGGGCUGCGGUCGCCCGCGCGCGGGCUGCUGCUGUACGGCCCGCCGGGCAACGGGAAGACGAUGCUGGCGCGCGCGCUGGCCGGGGAGGCGAACGCGACCUUCUUUUGCAUCUCGGCGUCGUCGCUGGCGUCCAAGUGGCACGGGGAGGGCGAGCAGCUGGUGCGCGCGCUGUUCCAGGCCGCGCAGGACCGGAGCCCGAGCGUCGUGUUCAUCGAUGAGAUCGACUCGCUGCUGUCGGCGCGGUCGUCGAACGAGCACGAGGCGAAUCGGAAACUGAAGACUGAGUUUUUGGUGCAAAUGGAUGGGCUGCUGGGGGAGGGCGACGCGCGGGUGUUCGUGCUGGGCGCGACGAACCGCCCAUGGGACCUCGACGAGGCCGUGCGGCGGCGCAUGCCCAAAAAGAUCUACAUCCCGCUGCCCAGCGCGGAGGGCCGGCGCGCGGUGUUUGCGCGACUCUUCCACGGCCAGCUGUCGGACAAGGAUUUGAAACGGCUCGUCAAGGCCACGGACGGAUACAGCGGCUCGGACGUCAACGCCCUGUGCAAGGAGGCGGCGAUGGGCCCGCUGCGGGAGAUGGGCCCGUCGGAGCUGCUCACGGCGGACGCGAGGCGAAUCCGGCCCGUUCGGUUGGCGGACUUCGAGCCGGCGCUACAGGCGAUUCGACCCAGCACGGACGCGCAGCAGCUGAAGCAGUACGAGGAGUUCACGCGCGUGCACGGGGUCCAGGCGUAG
This is a messenger RNA of Pedinophyceae sp. YPF-701, 1341 nucleotides long. The record is from the annotation of a GenBank genome assembly. Lineage: Eukaryota; Viridiplantae; Chlorophyta; Pedinophyceae.